AUGCUUAUGGGCUACGUGGCCCAACACCCUCCGGCCACACAGUCAGGAAAGUCCAAGGGAGGUGGCGCCAACUCGCGGCUCCGCCACUCCCGACCCGCCGGCCGGUACACCGUUUCCCGGGUUGGCCUGCCCCGCCCCGCUUCCCCGCGGCGCCGCGAGCAGCCGCCAGGGGUGCUGCGCUGCCCUCCCGGGGGAGGAGAGGGUGGAGGGCGGCCGCCGGGCUCACCGCUCCCCCAGGCUCGCCAGCUGCCAGGCGGCGGAGAGCGCGUGGGGCGUGCCGGCCGGGCAGCGUGGGCUUGGGUCGCAGAGGGUGCGGGGCCGCCUCCUUGCCUCCCGGCUGGGGUGCACCGGAGAAGCUCUGCCCGCACUCUCCCCCGAGGGCGCGGGCUGGGGCUCCCGGCGGACCCGCCCACCCACCGCAGCACUCCGGGGGCCGCUGUUCCGCGCUCCUCUCGGCGCCUCUGCCGGCCCUGCACGCCCUCUCCCUUCUCGGCUCUCCCAAGGCCGGGCACACCCACCGCCGCUGCCAGCGUUCGGGGCCCUCCUGUCCGAGUUACACCCCGUCUCCCAAACGGUCGCCAGACCCAGCUGCACACCCAGCCCUGGUCCAGGUACCCGCACAUCAGAGCGCAAUACAAAGAGGCCUGCGCCCCCGAGCCCUCGCCGCCGCCACGCCCGCCCGUGCCCACUCUUCUUCGACCUCCGCCAGGGCUGGAGGCCGAGACCCCUCCUCUCGGCGCCCCCCUGCCCCUCCCCCUGUGUCGCUCAAAUCCACCCAGCGUUCCCCGAAAUCCUGUGAGCUGGGGGCCCUCGGCCGUCCCUCUUCGACCUCUCGGCCCCUGCUCCCGGCCCCCGGGACCGGCCGGCCGCCCACCCCCCACCGCAGCCGCGAGUUUCGGUCCCGGCCCCUCCUCCGGGGCCCUCCUCCUCCCUCGCCCCUCCCGAGCCGGGGUGGGAGCGGCGGCAGCUGGAAGAGAAGGGAUGAGGUCAUCCUCUCCCUCGGAGUCAGCUGGUGGAGGAGAGGAAGCGGGAGGAGGGAGCGCGCACGAGGGGAGGAGAGGAAUGUGCAGGUCCGAGGAGCGCCGAGGCGGCCGCUGCUGCUCCUGCUGCUGGCGGCGGCGGCGGCUCGGGCGGCAGCCCGGCGUUGGCGGCUCGGGCGGCAGCGGGGCGGGCUCCGCGGCGCUGUGCCUGCGCCUGGGCAGGGAGCAGCGGCGCUACUCGCUGUGGGACUGCCUCUGGAUCCUGGCCGCCGUGGCCGUGUACUUCGCGGACGUGGGCACGGACAUCUGGCUCGCCGUGGACUACUACUUGCGCGGCCAGCGCUGGUGGUUCGGGCUCACGCUCUUCUUCGUGGUGCUCGGCUCGCUCUCGGUGCAAGUGUUCAGCUUCCGCUGGUUUGUGCACGAUUUCAGCACCGAGGACAGCGCCACGACCGCCGCCGCCUCCAGCUGCCAGCAGCCUGGAGCCGAUUGCAAGACUGUGGCCAGCAGCGGGGCUGCAGCCGCGGAAGGCGAGGCUCGUCCUUCCACGCCGCAAAGGCAAGCGUCCAACGCCAGCAAGACCAACAUCCCCGCCACCAACAGCGGCAGCAACAGUAGCGGGGCCACCCGGGCCAGCGGCAAACACAGGUCUGCGUCCUGCUCCUUCUGCAUCUGGCUCCUGCAGUCACUCAUCCACAUCUUGCAGCUCGGGCAAAUCUGGAGAUAUUUCCACACAAUAUACUUAGGUAUUCGCAGCCGGCAGAGCGGGGAGAAUGACAGAUGGAGGUUUUACUGGAAAAUGGUGUAUGAGUAUGCAGAUGUGAGUAUGCUGCAUUUGCUAGCCACCUUUCUGGAAAGUGCUCCACAGCUGGUCCUGCAGCUCUGCAUAAUCGUACAGACUCAUAGCUUACAGGCCCUCCAAGGUUUCACGGCAGCAGCCUCCCUCGUGUCUUUGGCUUGGGCCUUGGCCUCUUACCAGAAAGCCCUCCGGGACUCUCGUGACGACAAGAAGCCCAUCAGCUACAUGGCCGUCGUCAUCCAGUUCUGCUGGCACUUCUUCACCAUUGCUGCCAGAGUCAUCACCUUCGCCCUCUUCGCCUCGGUUUUCCAGCUGUACUUCGGGAUCUUCAUCGUCCUCCACUGGUGCAUCAUGACCUUCUGGAUCGUACACUGUGAGACAGAGUUCUGUAUCACCAAAUGGGAAGAGAUUGUGUUCGACAUGGUGGUGGGGAUCAUCUACAUUUUCAGCUGGUUCAACGUCAAGGAAGGGAGGACUCGCUGCAGGCUCUUUAUUUACUAUUUUGUGAUCCUUUUGGAAAAUACAGCCUUGAGUGCCCUCUGGUACCUCUACAAGGCCCCCCAGAUUGCAGAUGCAUUCGCCAUCCCUGCGCUCUGUGUGGUGUUCAGCAGCUUUUUAACGGGCGUCGUUUUUAUGCUGAUGUAUUAUGCCUUCUUUCACCCCAAUGGACCCAGAUUCGGGCAGUCACCAAGCUGCGCUUGUGAGGACCCAGUCGCUGCCUUCACUCUGCCUCCAGAAGUGGCCACGAGCACGCUCCGGUCCAUCUCCAACAACCGCAGUGUCGCCAGCGACCGCGACCAGAAAUUUGCAGAGCGCGACGGGUGCGUACCUGUCUUUCAGGUGAGGCCCACGGCCCCGUCCACCCCAUCGUCUCGCCCACCACGGAUUGAAGAAUCUGUCAUUAAAAUUGACCUGUUCAGGAACAGGUACCCGGCGUGGGAGAGACACGUUUUGGACCGAAGCCUACGGAAGGCCAUCUUGGCCUUCGAGUGUUCCCCGUCUCCUCCGAGGCUGCAGUACAAAGACGAUGCCCUUAUUCAGGAGCGGCUGGAGUACGAAACCACUUUAUAA
This is a messenger RNA of Suricata suricatta (meerkat), 2850 nucleotides long. RefSeq names its product XK related 4 (gene XKR4). Gene Ontology annotation, cellular component: plasma membrane. The coding region runs from base 1 to 2850 and encodes 949 amino acids. The transcript is spliced from 5 exons. NCBI's taxonomy places the organism in Eukaryota, Metazoa, Chordata, Mammalia, Carnivora, Herpestidae. Gene Ontology annotation, biological process: phosphatidylserine exposure on apoptotic cell surface; apoptotic process involved in development; engulfment of apoptotic cell. The record is from RefSeq and is a predicted model, not a curated record.